Hansenula ciferrii is the source of this 597-nucleotide messenger RNA. It is a transcript of the gene FUN14, whose product is annotated as Fun14p. The coding region runs from base 1 to 597 and encodes 198 amino acids. NCBI's taxonomy places the organism in Eukaryota, Fungi, Ascomycota, Saccharomycetes, Phaffomycetales, Wickerhamomycetaceae. The record is from RefSeq and is a predicted model, not a curated record. Gene Ontology annotation, biological process: autophagy of mitochondrion. Gene Ontology annotation, cellular component: mitochondrial outer membrane. The transcript has a single exon.
AUGCUUUUCAACACAUUCAAGUUAGCCACACGUUCCGUUAAAUCAAAUGGAUUCGUACCAUCUUUCUUAAAGAACACAUCAUCAAGAUUAUAUUCAUCAUCAACAAAAUCAUUAAACUCAUCAAAUUCUAAUAUAACGACUAAAUUAGGUUUAUUUUUAGGUGCAAGUUCUGCUCUAGUUUUACAUACUCAUUCCAAAAUCUUAAAUGAAGCUGCUAAUUUAGGUACUAUAAAUGUUAAUACACCAAAUUUUAAUUCAAAUCAAUUACCAAAAAUUCCAGAUCCAAAUUCAUUGAAACAUCCAAGACAUUCAAGAUUUAAUGGUCAAUUACAUUAUAGACAAUUAUCUUAUGGUUCAUUAGUUGGUUUAUUCUUUGGUGUUGUUAUUGGUAAAUUAUCUUCUGUAUUGGUAUUUAUUAGUCUAAGUGCAAUUUUAUCUUUACAAUUUUUACAAAGUCGUGGUAUAAUUCAUGUUCCUUGGACUUCUGUUGUUAAAGUUGGUAAAGAUAGAAUUGAUGUUAGACAAUUGGUUUUGGAAGAUCCAAGUUUUAAGAUUAGUUUUGCUUUAAGUUUUUUGAUUGCAGCUUUUAACAUAUAG